AUGGGAGUUCGUCAUGUGUUAGGAACAGGAAAAUAUCUAGGCUUACCCUCUAUGAUUGGUAGAAGCAAGAAGGCUACUUUCGCGUACAUUAAGGAUCGAAUAUGGAAUAGGAUUAACUCUUGGAAAGGGAGAUCUCUAUCUAAAGCAGGCAAAGAAAUUAUGAUCAAAUAUGUUCUCCAGGCCAUACCGUCGUACAUUAUGAGUUUGUUUAUUCUUCUAGAGGCGGUUAUUCAGGAUAUUGAAAGGAUGUUGAAUGCGUUUUGGUGGGGAGGUGGGAGAGAUAGUGGAGGAAUCCGAUGGAUGUCUUGGGAUAGAAUAGCGUGUUCUAAAGAAGAUGGAGGUUUAGGAUUUCGAGACUUUAAAGCUUUUAACAUAGCCAUGGUUGCAAAACAAGGUUGGUCCUUAUUAUCGAAGCCAGAUACUCUCGUCUCUAGAAUUUUCAAAGCAAGGUACUUUCCCAAUAAUUCUUUCUUUGAUUCUUCCCUUGGGUAUAAUCCGAGUUUUGUUUGGAGGAGUAUUUGGAAAGCCCGUGAGGUUCUAACUCUAGGAUGCAGGUGGAGUAUUGGAGAUGGUAGUCAGAUAAGUGUUAUGCAGGAUCCGUGGUUUCGUGGCAGCAGUGAAGGUACAUUAAGAGGGCCGCAGAAACAGGAGGUUUACCAUAUGUUUGUUAAUAAUCUUAUGCAGGCCAAUGUUAAGCAAUGGGAUGUUGAUACUGUUAGAAAUCUUUUUGACGCGUCGGAUAUGGAAAAAAAUUCUUCAGGUUCCCUUGCUUGA
Molecule: messenger RNA, 774 nt
Organism: Vicia villosa (hairy vetch)
Lineage: Eukaryota; Viridiplantae; Streptophyta; Magnoliopsida; Fabales; Fabaceae
Exons: 1
Coding region: 1-774 (257 amino acids)
Source: RefSeq, a predicted model, not a curated record